AUGGGUAUAUUUACAGUAUGUGGAGCUGAAACUGGAAGUGCACCUCCUUUAUUAAAGCCAGCCAAACUACCUGAUCCAACAAAAGGUCUCACAAAAGAAAGUGAAGUUACAGAAAAAGAGAACAAAGAUUCAGGUACAAUAUUUGGGGCAUCAUCAUCUGUAUUCAAAGAUUCAGCACCCCCUGAUAGUGGCGGAGAAAACCUUUUUCAAGCUGCUUUACAAGAACAGGCAGAAAAAAAAUUACCGGACAGUAGUUGUAGUCCAAGUAAAAGUAACAGUGCUUCUUCAUCAGGAGAGGGAGAAAAUAUCCUCGGACAAAAUCUCACAGAAAAAGUUACUGGUGUACACACCUCCCCGAAAGGUCUAGUCAGUAGCUCAGGUUUUGUUUUUGGGGAGAAUUUGGCCGAACGUGUGCAAUUUAAUCAAGAUGGUCACGAAGACAAACCGGAAGACAAUGGAGUUGCUUCCCCUGAUUCAACGGAGCAGUCAGACAGUGCAAAUAAUAUUGAGAGAGAAAAAACAUUAGAAGAGUCUGCACGUGAAUAUCAGGCCACCCAUAAACGGGAAACAGAGCUUGAGGAGGUGGAAGUGGUCACUGGGGAGGAAAACGAAUCCAAUGUAUUACAGACAAAUGGGAAAUUAUUUGUAUUCGAUGGUGACACACAGAACUGGAUAGAGCGUGGACGUGGCUUGUUGAGAUUAAAUGACAUGAGAUGUGAAUCCUCACAGACCUUUCAAUCAAGAUUAUUAAUGCGCACUCAAGGAAGUUUACGUUUAAUUCUAAACACUAAGAUAUGGCCAGGUAUGACAGUUGAGCGAGCAAGUCAAAAAAGUGUACGAGUCACGGGUACCGAUGGAGAUCAUGUUAAAGUCUUUCUAAUAAUAUCAAAUCCCAAAGAUUCAGAAAUUUGUUAAGAGCUUUAGA
Ruditapes philippinarum (Manila clam) is the source of this 925-nucleotide messenger RNA. RefSeq names its product ran-binding protein 3-like. Gene Ontology annotation, biological process: protein export from nucleus. NCBI's taxonomy places the organism in Eukaryota, Metazoa, Mollusca, Bivalvia, Venerida, Veneridae. Gene Ontology annotation, cellular component: cytoplasm; nuclear pore. The coding region runs from base 1 to 915 and encodes 304 amino acids. The record is from RefSeq and is a predicted model, not a curated record. Gene Ontology annotation, molecular function: GTPase activator activity. The transcript has 8 exons.